GGCGGGGCGGACAGCGCGCAGCCGCGCCGCGAUUCGGGGACUUCGAGGAGCUGGAAGGUCCCUGCCGCGCUCGGAGAGGCUAUGGGUCGAGCCUCUGCAGAGCUCGGGUCGUGGCAGCUUGGGCUGUGGCUGCUGCUGUGUAGCUGGGGGUGCCUCGCGAGAGCCGAACUGAGGGCCCCGCCGGAUAAGAUCGCCAUUAUUGGAGCUGGAAUUGGUGGCACUUCAUCAGCCUAUUAUCUGCGGCAGAAAUUUGGGAAAGAUGUGAAGAUUGAUCUAUUUGAAAGACAAGAGGUAGGGGGCCGUUUGGCCACCCUGAAGGUGGAAGGGCAAGACUUUGAGGCAGGCGGUUCUGUCAUCCAUCCUUUAAAUCUGCACAUGAAGCGUUUUGUUAAAGACCUGGGCCUCUCCACGGUUCCAGCUUCAGGUGGCCUAGUGGGGGUAUACAAUGGAGAGACUCUGGUGUUUGAGGAGAGCAGCUGGUUUAUAAUAAACAUGAUUAAAUUAGUUUGGCACUAUGGAUUUCAGACUCUUCGAAUGCAUAUGUGGGUAGAAGAUGUGUUAGACAAAUUCAUGAGGAUCUACCGCUACCAAUCUCAUGACUAUGCCUUCAGCAGUGUAGAGAAAUUGCUACAUGCUGUAGGAGGGGAUGACUUCCUUAGACUGCUUAACUACACGCUUCAUGAAACCUUGCAGAAAGCAGGCUUCUCUGAGAAAUUCCUCAGUGAAAUGGUUGCUCCUAUCAUGAAGGUCAAUUAUGGCCAAAGCACAAACAUCAGCGCCUUUGUGGGGGCAGUGUCAAUGUCUGGUGCUGAUUCUGGCCUUUGGGCAGUAGAAGGUGGCAAUAAAGUUGUUUGCUCAAGACUACUUAAGGCUUCCAAAGCCAAUCUUAUAUCUGGCUCAGUAAUGUUUAUAGAGGAGAAAACAAGGACCAAGUCGACAGGAAAUCCAACAAAGAUGUAUGAAGUGGUCUACCAAACUGGAUCUGAGACCCUUUCAGACUUCUAUGACAUUGUCUUGGUGGCCACACCACUGAAUCAAAAAAUGUCCAAUAUAACUUUCCUCAACUUUGAUCCUCCAAUUGAGGAAUUUGAUCAAUUCUACCAACAAAUAGUGACAACUCUUAUUAAGGGAGAAUUGAAUUCAACUGUAUUUAGCUCUCAAGAGAAAAAUCAGUUUGGCCUCUCUACAGUGUUAGUCACUGAUAGUUCAGAUUUGUUCAUUAACAGCAUUGGGAUUGUAUCCCCUGUAAGAGAAGAGGAAAAUCCUCUACCAUCAACAGAUGGAACAUAUGUUUGGAAGCUAUUUUCUCCAGAUGUUCUUAGUAAAAGGCAAAUUAUGAAGUUCUUUUUGUCCUAUGACUAUGUUGUGAAGAAGACCUGGCGUGCAUAUCCUGUGUAUAGGCCCCCGCAGAAAUGCCCCCCCAUUGUGCUCCAUGACCGGCUGUAUUACCUCAAUGGGAUAGAGUUUGCUGCGAGUGCCAUGGAGAUGAGUGCCAUUGCAGGCUAUAAUUCUGCUCUCCUUGCCUAUCAUCGCUGGAAUGGGCAUACAGACAUGAUUGACCAAGAUGGCCUGUAUGAGAAACUUAAAACAGAGCUGUGAAAUAACUCUAUCCACCUUUCCCCUUCUGGUUCCCGGUGAGUAUCACUGGCAAAAAAAUUACUGAAUCUGAGCAGAGAUGAUUUUGAAUCAGAUAUUUUCCCAUUAUCUUCAUUUAAUUAUGGGUCAUAAGCAAAUGCAAGGUUCAGUGGAUAACUUGCAUCUAGGACAUCUUCACAAUUUACCUGCUUUCUCAAUAUCCAUGACAGUGUUUCCCAAACUUGUCUAAUCAUAGCAAUCACCUGGAGCUUGUUAAAAUACAUGGAUUGCUGGGUGUGGUGGCACAUGCCUGUAAUCCCAGCACUCAGGAGGCAGAGGCAGGCAGAUUGCUGAGAGUUGGAGAACAGCCUAGGCUACAUAGUUCAAGACCAGCCUGGACUAUCUAGUGAGACCCUGUCUCAAAAACAGCAACAACAACAACAGCAACAACAACAAGAAAAUCAAAAAAUCCCAACAUGUGGAUUCUCAAGCUUUUCUUUUGAGAUUCUGAUUCAGUAGGUUUGGAAGUGGAGCUCUGGAUUUUGAUCAAAAUGGUAGAGCUGUUAAGAUGAACUCAAAUUUAAAGACAUCUUAGAGACUGGCUCAUUUAAGUUUCACAUUUGUAUAUGAUCUUUAUUCAGAUAAUUAUUUUGGAAGGUGAUUUUUUUUUUUUUUGGUACCGGGGAUCGAACUUGGGUCUUUGAGCUUGUGGGGGAAGGUGGCAGAACCACUGAGCUAAAUUAAAUUCCCGGCCUGUGGAAGUUGAUGUUUUGAGGCUGUCUCUUAGCAGUAUGCACCUUUUUGACCUAAAUGCACCCAUUGUUAAUCCUGGACUUUCAGAAUGUUAUCCUUUGAUUGCUCUGUUACCAUUUUAUUAGGGGCAAAUUUCAGAAGUCUUAUGAGUAAAAUCUUAAGAUUUUAUACCAAAAUCUCCAGGAAAAUGGAAAGCAGAUAUGGGAUACUGAAUUAAGAAAUUGACAUUCUAAUAUUAAGGCUUUGCUUGAGGAACUUUAAAAAUUACUGAUAGGUCCUCACAGCUGCAGAUUGGGAUUUGAUGGAUUGAGGAUAUGAACUUGUCAUUAUAGCUUUCUCAGCUCCUAAUAUGCAGCCAGAGUUAAGAGACUCUUGGAUGUAGGGGUGAUGAAAUAUCUGCAAGGGGUUUUUAGUGCCUUAGAAGUCCUAAGAAACCCAAAUCAUUGUCAAAGCAGAUCUAUUUCACAAGCAAUGAUUUUUCUCAGGGAGAACUUUCACAGUAAUCUUGAUAAGGAGCAUUAACAGUGUUAAUAGCAGAGGCAACUUUUUUAACCCUAGAGCAGCAGUUGGCACUAGAACAGGAUAACAGGACACCAGACUCUGUCAAAUUCAGGAUAUGUUCAGAGUGCUGAAUACAUCAGUUACUGUAGCGUGGUGGGUUGGAAGGUAGAUGCUGAAAUCGUGAGGUAGUGGCUCUCAAACUUGCCUGCACAGUGGAAUCAGUUGAAGGACUCAGAGCUUCCCUUAUGCAGCCAAACUUGAGAAAACCAGUUCAGUGUUUGCUGUACAAAGGUCAUGAUCAAUUGUCCUAUCACUGGUAUAAAGAACAAGUACAUCUUGUGAAUUCUGACAAUAACUGCAACCUGGUUAACAUGUACCAUCAUUUAAAGAUUCCUUCAUCAGAUUAUGUCAGUAGCUAUUUUAGGAAAAUGGUAUGACAUUAACUUAAUAAAAAUUAUUUCUUCUCUAGUCCAAUUGUGUACUAUUACAUAAUACACUGAUAAAACUGCCAAGAUAUAUUUGAUAUAGACAGGAAUUAAACUCAUGGUUUAUCAAAGGGUUAGCUCUUUCCUAGUUUUAUUCUUUACAAGAGUGCUGAGGGAUUUAUAUUUUUUUUCCUUUUGUGGUUUUAAAGAGGACAAUUUGUAGAGACUGUAAUGCUGUGUUAUAUAUACUACAGUAGUCCCUCUUAUCUAAGGGUGAUAUUUUCCGGUACUCCCCAGUGGUUGCCUGAAAGUGGACAGUACUGAACCCCAUACAAUGUUUCUUCCUGUACAUACAUACAUACCCAUGAGAAAGUUUAACUUAUAAAUUAAGCAGAGUAAGAUUAACAAGUGUCUACUCAUAAUAAAAACUGUAUUCUGUAAGGUAUUUAAUUUUUAUUUCUGGCAUUUUCCAUUAAAUAUUUUCAGACUAUGCUUGGUUUUCUGUAACUGAAGCUAUGGAAAGCCAAACUAGAUAGGGAGGACUACUGUAAAUAUUGGUAAAUACUAAUGAAAUGAUUUAAUUUCUACCAUUUGUAGACUUGUUUUGCAGUGGGAUAUAUUUUUACUUAUAAAAAUACCAACUUAAAAUGUUCCUGGUCUUAUAUCAAACCUACUGUGAUUCAGUGUUCCAAUAGGGUAUCUGAAAUUGCUUCCCAAAAACCAAAACAGGUUGAGUCAUCAGACAUAUUAGGUAUUUUCAAGUAACUUCAGUAUUAAAAAAAAAAAUUUUUUUAAACUGGAAGAGAAAUACUACUAGUGCCUUCUACUCCAGGGAUAUUGGGUAGUUUUUACUGUAACUGCACCAUUAAAGAAUAAUUUUAUAUGCCUUGCAAGCACAAGGACCAGAGUUUGAUCCACGGUACAAAAAAAAAAAAAAAAAUUUUAUGAAAGGAAAAAUACUUUCAAGGUUUGCUACUCCAGGAGGCCAGUCUCUUUUUACGGAAGAGACUGUUAACAAUGAUGCUGGAGCUGAGUGGGAGCCAAGUCUACUCCAGUUGUUCCAAGAGUUGAGUAUGGAUCUGCAUUACUUGGAAUGAUUAUUAAAACUUUGCGGGGUCCCACCCUGGGAUUUGUUACUUAACAGGAUUAUAGUGGGAUACAAAAAUUUGCAUUUCUAUUAAGUUCCCAGGUGAUGCUCCUAUUCUAGGAACCACACUUGGACAGUUACUUCUAAAAAGCAACAUCUGUGAAGAUUUAGAGAUGCUGAAUAAAAAAAAUGUACUGAACUUAAUAUGUUAUCCUGUGAUUAGCUUGAUUCGUGUUUUGUUGUAAUCAUUUUUUAUAAAGAGAAAAAACACCAUUUAUAUACAUCAUUAAUUGUCUUAAAAAAAUCUUAGAAGCUCACCUGUAUUUUCCAGUUUUAAACUGAUUGGAGAUUUGCAGGCUUUUUGCUGUAUCACAAAAAGAGUAAACAGGUCCUUAGGCAUUUGCUUAGAAUGUUUGUUAGGGUUAGGCUCAUAAUACAACCAUGUGUAAUGUAUCUCUCAUUUCAGCUUUUGAGCCAAAAACAAAAUUCAUCAACUAGAUGAACAUAUUAUUGGCUACAUUCACUACUCUACUCGCAGUUACAAUAUGCUGUUUCUCUGAAAUCCUGUUUCUAUCUCUUGAAAAAUUUCCCCAGUGAUUGUGUUAACAAUAAACAACUGUGUCAUUACUUUUCA
This is a messenger RNA of Heterocephalus glaber (naked mole-rat), 4975 nucleotides long. RefSeq names its product prenylcysteine oxidase 1 (gene Pcyox1). The record is from RefSeq and is a predicted model, not a curated record. Gene Ontology annotation, molecular function: prenylcysteine oxidase activity. Gene Ontology annotation, biological process: prenylcysteine catabolic process; prenylated protein catabolic process. NCBI's taxonomy places the organism in Eukaryota, Metazoa, Chordata, Mammalia, Rodentia, Bathyergidae.